This is a messenger RNA of Phialemonium atrogriseum, 1454 nucleotides long. Its product is annotated as S-adenosyl-L-methionine-dependent methyltransferase. The record is from RefSeq and is a predicted model, not a curated record. Lineage: Eukaryota; Fungi; Ascomycota; Sordariomycetes; Cephalothecales; Cephalothecaceae. The transcript has 9 exons. Bases 186 to 1415 code for a protein of 409 amino acids. Gene Ontology annotation, molecular function: methyltransferase activity.
AGAAUCCCCUCGCCUAGCCAAUUGCGGCCCGUUCCGCUGUACCUAGCACGGUUUGGCGAGUCCUCCCCCUCUCUGUGGGAUCAUAACUCGAUAUUUAAGCCCGCUUCUAAGUCCUCAAUCAAAACAUCAUCUGCGCCAUCGUUUAGCCAUCCAUCUCUCAAGAGUAACUUUGCACACCCUCCAUCAUGUCUGGGGCUGGCGCAACAUCAUCGAAGCUGGCGGAGGAGAAGCGCCUUGCUGAAGCGGCCGACACCGAAGCAGCCGGCGAACAGUUGCCUAGUAAAGCAGCUGAGGAGCCCGCGGCUAAAGCGGCCGAGGAGAAGCUGUUAGUUGUGGAUAGCCUGGAAUCUCCGACAGCGCCUCCCGCUGCAAUUCCUUCGACUGCGACUCUGACAGCCGGGACGCCUCCCGCUGCUACGACAACUGUGCCUGUUCUGCCAGCCCACCACUGGACUGAAGCCCCUGAUGAUGGUUUAGACGAUAAUGACUCGGCGCUUGGCGACGGAGCAGAUUCGACAGCAUCCCUUUCGUCCAGCAUCCUCAGCUAUCGGACCAUCCAGGGCCGGACGUAUCACAGCGAAAUGGGCAAUGCGCAGUAUUGGGGCUCGAACGAUGAGGGCCACAACGAGUCCCUCGACAUCUUGCAUCAUGUAUUCACUCUAGCCCUGGAAGGCAAACUCUACUUGGCACCAAUCAAAGAACCGAAGAAAGUACUCGACGUUGGAACCGGCACAGGAAUCUGGGCUAUCGAUUUCGCCGACGCAUUUCCAGGUAGCGACGUGAUUGGCACGGAUGUUUCCCCCAUCCAGCCUACCUGGGUUCCACCAAAUCUCAGAUUCGAGAUAGAAGACUGCACGCAAGAGUGGACUUUCCACGAAAAUGAAUUUGACUACAUUCACAUUCGGUACAUGGUUGGGAGUCUUACAAAUUGGCACGCUCUCUUCAAAGAGGCAUACAGAUGCCUUAAGCCCGGUGGCUGGUUCGAAAGUUACGAAGGCUCUCCAAGCCUACAUUGCGACAAUGAUACCAUCCCUCCAACCAGCGCACUGGGCCAGUGGGGCCCACUGUUCAUCAAUGGCGGCCGCCAAAUCGGUCGAAGUUUCACGGUGGUUGAAGAGGAGAUACAAAGGAAGGCCAUGGAGGAGGCUGGUUUUGUUGACAUCCAGGAAAAGUCAAUCAAGGUUCCUAGCGGUAGCUGGCCGGAGGAUCCGCGUCUGAAGGACAUGGGGUCAUUCUCCAAACUAGCCGUCAUGCAAGAUGCUGAAGGCUUCAUCUUGUUCAUGACCAACGUUCUAGGUUGGCCUAGACAACAGGUUGAUGUGUUUAUUGCACAUCUGCGAAAGGAGCUCCGAGUUUGCAAGUAUAACUACUACUACAACCAGAGGGUUGUGUGGGGCCGGAAGCCCGAACUUUAGUUGUCAGAGCAGCACCAGCGUUUGCAAAGUCAUUCUUCU